AUGGCUACCGCCACGCCAACUGAAGCCCAGAUCCAGCACCAGCAGCUUAUCGAGCAGCUGGACAUCCACUCCAUCCACAAGACCUUCCGAAACCAACACUGGAAACCGAAUCAGCGACGAAACAAGAACCUCAAAGCCAUUGUAGGCGAUGCCUCUAGAAGAGAAGCGUCGGCUCUGGCGACACCCCAGGAUGGAAGUGGAAACGCAACACCUGCAAGGGAUGACGGCCUGUCAACCAGCGGAACAUCUACUCCUGCCACGACCAAUGGCCGAGAUCAGCCGCCAAAUCUUGCUCAGGCAUCACGAAGUCUGUCGAAGCUGGUACUCGAGAAGAGUCUGAAGCCACCCGGUGGAGUUGUCUCUGCGCCUGCGGCAACAUAUACCAAUAUUGAGUCAGCGCCGUCUUUGGCUCACUCCAAGCGUUACUGCGAUGUUACGGGUUUACCAGCGCCAUAUCUCGACCCCAAGACACGGAUGAGAUACCACAACAGGGAGAUUUUUGGCCUGAUUCGGUCGCUGCCGCAGACUUCUGCCGAACAGUUCCUGGAGGCUCGUGGCGCACAUACGGUUCUGAAGUGA
Molecule: messenger RNA, 579 nt
Organism: Pochonia chlamydosporia 170
Lineage: Eukaryota; Fungi; Ascomycota; Sordariomycetes; Hypocreales; Clavicipitaceae
Product: YL1 nuclear
Exons: 1
Coding region: 1-579 (192 amino acids)
Biological process (GO): chromatin remodeling
Cellular component (GO): Ino80 complex
Source: RefSeq, a predicted model, not a curated record